Gopherus evgoodei (Goodes thornscrub tortoise) is the source of this 1176-nucleotide messenger RNA. RefSeq names its product NPHS2 stomatin family member, podocin (gene NPHS2). The record is from RefSeq and is a predicted model, not a curated record. Gene Ontology annotation, cellular component: plasma membrane. NCBI's taxonomy places the organism in Eukaryota, Metazoa, Chordata, Testudines, Testudinidae.
AUGCUCCUCCGCUCACAGCCGAUGAGGAUGGAAAAGCAGUCUCGCAGCUCCUCCAGGGAGUCCCACAGGAGGAACAAAGAGCCCGGAGACUCACAGGGCAGGAGAGAAAAGGUGGAAAGCAGAAGAGGAGCCAGCAAGGACAGAGAGGGGCUCAAGAGGGGGAAAGCCAAAGAGGGGAAGAGCCCCACAGAGAUAGACAGCCGGGUGCCAAGCUCCACAGUGGUGGACGUGGAUGAUGUGGUCUCUUUUGACGAGGAAACAGAGGUGAUGGCACUGCUGGAAAGCGAGCGGCAAGAGGAAGGGAUGACAUCUCCCAGUCGAGGUAUCUGUGAAUGGCUUCUUACCAUCUUGUCUCUUUUCUUCAUCAUAUUGACCUUCCCCGUUUCUGUCUGGUUCUGCAUGAAGAUCGUGCGGGAAUACGAGAGAGCCAUCGUGUUCCGACUUGGGCGCCUCCUUCCUGGAAGGCCCCGAGGGCCCGGCCUUUUCUUCUUCCUUCCCUGUCUGGAUACAUACCACAAGGUAGAUCGUCGCCUCAAAACCCUAGAGAUCCCCUUCCAUGAGGUGGUGACCAAAGACAUGGUUACCAUGGAAAUAGAUGCUGUCUGCUACUACCGGAUGGAAAAUGCCUCUCUCCUCCUAACCAGCGUGGCCAACCUCUCCAGUGCUGUCCAGCUGCUGGUGCAGACAACCAUGAAGCGCUUGCUGGCACAUCGAUCCUUCAGUGAAAUCCUCCUGGAGAGGAAGAGCAUUGGCCAGGAAAUGAAGGUCGCCUUGGAUGCAGUCACAUGUCGCUGGGGAAUCAAGGUGGAGAGAACAGAAAUCAACCACGUGCGGCUGCCAGCUGAACUGCAGCAGUCCCUGGCAGUGGAAGCAGAGGCCCAGAGACAGGCCAAAGUGCGGGUGAUCGCUGCCGAUGGGGAGAAGGCUGCCUCCGAAUCCUUGAAGAUGGCAGCCGAGAUCUUAGCCAGCUCCCCAGCUGCUGUCCAGCUCCGGUACCUGCACAUGCUGCAAUGCCUGUCUGCCGAGAAACCUUCCACUAUCGUCCUUCCUUUUCCCUUUGACCUAAUGAAUCUUGUAUCUGCGGCGAGCCACAACUCCACGGGCAGCAGCCUUCCCACCAGCGCUCCCAAUCACCCUGAGGCUCCAAAGGACAAGAAGGACUCCCCCAUGCUGUAG